Saitoella complicata NRRL Y-17804 is the source of this 1350-nucleotide messenger RNA. RefSeq lists its product as uncharacterized. Gene Ontology annotation, molecular function: metal ion binding; pre-mRNA binding; U6 snRNA binding. The transcript has a single exon. The coding region runs from base 60 to 1181 and encodes 373 amino acids. Lineage: Eukaryota; Fungi; Ascomycota; Saitoellomycetes; Saitoellales; Saitoellaceae. The record is from RefSeq and is a predicted model, not a curated record. Gene Ontology annotation, cellular component: Prp19 complex; U2-type catalytic step 2 spliceosome; U2-type catalytic step 1 spliceosome.
CAGCGUUUCCCAAGGCAUUCAAAAAGAGACCGAUAGUUUUUUUUAUCUCGGCAAUCGAUAUGGCAGAUGAAACUACCGCGAUUGUUCCGGCCAGCAACGCCGGCAAGAAGGUCGCUGUCGCCAAGCGAAGAAGACCAGCUCGCAUCCAAGCCGAAGCAAGACCAGCCGACCAACAAGUUCCUCCACAAACCGGUCAAGUCUUCAACAUCUGGUACGGAAAAUGGGCAGGCGGAGACCGGGAAGACGCAUACAUCUCCAAGCAACAUUCUGAAUACCGUUGUGUUAUCGCGAAGGACUCUGGAUACACCAAGGCGGAUCGCGUACCCGGCGCAUAUUUCUGUCUUCAAUUCGCACGAGGAAUGUGUCCGAAUGGACCAGAUUGUAACUUCUUGCACCGAUUGCCGACGGUGCACGAUAUGUUCAGUCCGAACGUGGACUGUUUCGGACGCGACAAGCAUGCGGAUUACCGCGACGACAUGGGAGGUGUAGGUAGUUUCAUGCGACAAAACCACACCAUCUACGUUGGCCGAAUCCACGUAAGUGAUGAAAUCGAAGAAGUCGUGGCAAGGCACUUUGCAGAAUGGGGAGAGGUCGAACGAAUCCGUGUACUCAACUCGCGUGGUGUGGCAUUCGUCACCUACGUCAACCAAGCAAACGCACAAUUCGCAAAAGAGGCGAUGGCACAUCAAUCACUCGACCAUAACGAGAUUCUGAAUGUGAGAUGGGCGACCCAAGACCCAAAUCCCCUAGCGCAAAAACGUGAUGCGAGGAGACUGGAGGAGCAAGCAGCAGAAGCAAUCAGGCGAGCACUACCAGCGGAGUUUGUGGCGGAGCUGGAAGGACGGGACCCAGACGCGAAACGGAAACGAAAGAUAGAGGGAAGUUUCGGGUUGAAGGGGUAUGACGUUCCUGAUGAGGUGUGGUAUAGCCGUGGGAGUAACGCGGUGAAUCCGGCGGUGCAGCAGGCGCAACUUGAGGCACCCGAGCAGAAAUUACAGUUAGAGGCGCCGCCUGCGAAGGAAUAUGAUGGAAGUAUUUUUUCGAGCUCGACACUGUCGGCAUUGAGGACUUUGACGGAGAAGACUGGCGCGACGGUUGCACCGGCGCCAGCCAAGGAGGAGACGAAGCCUGCAGGUCUUGCUGGGAUGUUGGAUUAUGCCAGUGAUGACGACUCCGAUUGAGAUACUGUGGUGACAAGGUUUCACGAUAUGAGCAGAUCAGAGCACCCAAACCAGGAUUAGGUGACAGAAACAUGUCGGGUUAACAAGGCGAAAGACCUCGUAAUUCUAGCUCUAUGGUAUAAAAAUCAAGCAAACGCCAUCAACCGUGUCUCUUUCUAAGACAACUCGU